CGACCGUUUGUCCGUGCGGCAACCAAAAUUUGAAAUGUCAGACUCUUCAUACUUUUUAAAUAACUUGACUGUUACAUUCUUCUUCAACAAAUCACCUUCUCCAUUUCUCGUACUCUUCUUUUCCACACCAGAGUGAGGUCUCACCAACAACAACGGCCAUGGAUUUUGCAUUCUCAAAAGAAGAGGUGGCUAUUGACGAGGGCCUCGGGAACCCGAAGCUCUGUCGAAAUCCCGGUCCAGGUCUAUACAGCCAUGGCCCUCCUUUCACCUCCACACCCCAUAUUCUGCAGCAACAUGAGGCUCUCAGUGCAAGGGAAUUGGAUCAUAUAUUCCCAAUUAUAGACCCCAAAGCAAAACCAACCACCAAUCACAAGGUUAUGGUUAAUUCUUCCAACUCAUCCCAUAUGGAAGGGUUCUCUAUUGAUAGACCUCCAUUCUUUUUCAGAAAUGAUUACUUUUAUUAGAAAAAUAGGAUGACAUGGUUUUUAAAAUCCAUUGAUCUUUGGGAUGUGAUCGAAGAUGGUCCCCAUAUGCCAACUAAAAUUGAGAAUGGAGUUGUUGUAUCUAAACCUAAGCAAGAGUGGGAUGAGGUUGACAGAAAGAAAGUUCAAUCAAAUGCGAAAGUUAUCCACUAUU
Molecule: messenger RNA, 636 nt
Organism: Vitis vinifera (wine grape)
Lineage: Eukaryota; Viridiplantae; Streptophyta; Magnoliopsida; Vitales; Vitaceae
Exons: 2
Coding region: 159-464 (101 amino acids)
Source: RefSeq, a predicted model, not a curated record